Messenger RNA from Penicillium nucicola, 2775 nucleotides. It is a transcript of the gene xlnR, whose product is annotated as putative C6 transcription factor. Gene Ontology annotation, molecular function: zinc ion binding; DNA-binding transcription factor activity, RNA polymerase II-specific; DNA binding. Gene Ontology annotation, biological process: DNA-templated transcription; regulation of DNA-templated transcription. Bases 1 to 2775 code for a protein of 924 amino acids. The record is from RefSeq and is a predicted model, not a curated record. The transcript has 3 exons. Lineage: Eukaryota; Fungi; Ascomycota; Eurotiomycetes; Eurotiales; Aspergillaceae.
AUGCCCCAAUCCCAAACCCCCGGGCUGGACACGCUUGCGGAGGGGUCACAGUAUGCUCUGGAACAACUCCAGCUAGCACGGGAAGCUGGCGCAGCCAACACCCCUUCAGACCUCGCUCAAUCGCUCCCUGAUUCCAAAGUCCCGCAUACCCAGCAUCUCCUAUAUAGUGAACAAGACGCCUCCGGUCUGAAAGGUCCACAAUCGCGUGACAGCCUGGCGGAGGCUCGCUCCGUAAUUCGCAAGAACUCGUCUGCAACUCCGGUCCGGCGGAGAAUUAGCCGGGCGUGCGACCAGUGCAACCAGUUGCGAACCAAGUGCGACGGGCAAAAUCCAUGCGCACAUUGCGUUGAGUUCGGACUCAGUUGCGAAUACGCCCGCGAGCGCAAGAAACGCGGGAAAGCAUCGAAAAAGGAUAUAGCUGCAACCGUCACCACCGACAGCGAAGUUGGUAGCAAAGACAGUGCGACACAUACCCAAAGCCAGCCCUCGAACGGCCAUUCUAUCACCGAGUCCAACGAACGCUACGACCCAGCCUUUGAUGCUGCCCGCACUUUAUCCGAAAGCGCACAAUCACGACCACAUAACGCUGAGAUACCUGGCUUGCCUGGGAUGCGCCAAAAUCAGACACCAGUACAAGCUUCGCAGCAGCAGAUUAGCUCUAGCAUGGCAAGUAUACCCUUCAGUCACUACGAAGCACUACAGGAAUCACAUCGACCACCAAUGCCCGUACCCGAUUUGCGCUCUUUACAUAUGAUGCAAUCUGCGAGUGCAAACCCUCGGUCGCCUGGCUCAAUGCUUCAAUCUCAAGCCUUUGGAUCAAGUUAUAACGAUGGUGCGUACCCUCUUAUAAAUGCACAAGAGGCAAACCCAACGUCCAUGAACCAGUUCCGCCUCGGGAACUCGGCGGAGAAUCAUCCAGCUUCAUUCCUAGGGUUUUCUCCGCCGGGUCAAUCGCCCAGUUGGCUGCCGCUCCCUUCUCCGUCUCCCGCCAAUUUUCCAUCUUUCAGCAUGCCACCUUUCUCUAGUUCGUUGAGAUACCCCGUUUUGCAACCAGUUCUUCCACACAUCGUGUCUAUAAUCCCUCAAUCGCUCGCCUGUGACCUUCUCGAUGUCUACUUUACCAGCUCUUCUUCCUCGCAUCUAUCUCCGUCAUCCCCGUAUGUUGUGGGUUAUGUUUUCCGCAAACUAUCCUUCCUACACCCCACAAAACCGCGGGCGUGUAGUCCCGGUCUUCUCGCUAGUAUGCUAUGGGUAGCUGCGCAAACAAGUGAAGCUGCAUUUUUGACAUCUCCUCCCUCUGCUCGUGGGCGUGUUUGCCAAAAGCUUUUGGAAUUGACUGUUGGCUUGCUUAGACCACUGAUUCAUGGGCCUGCAACUGGCGAGGCAUCCCCCAAUUAUCCCGCUAAUAUGGUGAUCAACGGGGUCGCUCUAGGUGGAUUUGGUGUAUCAAUGGACCAAUUAGGCGCCCAGAGCAGUGCAACUGGCGCUGUGGAUGAUGUUGCUACGUACGUCCACUUGGCCACUGUCGUUUCUGCUAGCGAAUACAAGGCUGCAAGUAUGCGAUGGUGGACAGCAGCUUGGUCUCUUGCACGAGAGCUCAAGUUGGGUCGCGAACUUCCGCCGAAUGCGACAACUCGCCAGGACGGCGAACUAGAAGGCGAAGGCGAACUUGAUGUGAAUGGCAAACGGCAACCAUCCCAGCUCAUGGGCCAUGGUCCUGGUAACUCGACUGUCAAUCUCACAGAAGAGGAACGCGAAGAGCGCCGUCGCAUAUGGUGGUUGUUAUAUGCCACUGAUCGCCAUCUAGCGCUCUGCUAUAACCGUCCUUUGACUCUUCUCGAUAAGGAGUGCGAGGGUUUAUUACAACCUAUGAACGACGACAUCUGGCAAACGGGGGAUUUCUCGUCAGUCAACUACCGUCGUGCCGGUCCCUCCUUUGAGUGCACAGGUCACAGCAUGUUCGGAUACUUUUUACCACUGAUGUCUAUACUGGGUGAAAUUGUGGAUCUUCAACAUGCUCGCAACCACCCACGAUUCGGUCUUCAUUUCCGUAACAGCGGUGAAUGGGAAUACCAGGCGAUGGAAAUCAGCCGACAGCUCGAUGUUUACGCCCAGAGCUUGAAAGAGUUUGAAGCCCGGUUCACGAGCUCCCUUGCUCUCGGUCCAGAGACCGAUACUGCCAUGGAAGGAUCCAAUCUCAAUCAUGUCAGCCCGUCGGGUCGAUCGAGUAGUACUGUCGGAUCGCAUGUUAGCGAGUCUAUCGUCCAUACAAGGAUGGUAGUUGCUUAUGGCACCCACAUCAUGCACGUUCUUCACAUCCUGCUGGCUGGAAAAUGGGAUCCGAUCAAUCUUCUCGAUGAUAAUGACCUCUGGAUUUCAUCUGAAUCGUUCAUUACGGCCAUGGGACAUGCUGUCAGCUCUGCUGAAGCCGCUUCGGAUAUUCUAGAAUACGACCCCGAUCUGAGUUUCAUGCCCUUCUUCUUCGGUAUAUAUCUGCUGCAAGGUAGCUUCCUCCUACUUUUGACUGCAGAUAAGUUGCAAGGUGAUGCUAGCCCAAGUGUGGUUAGAGCAUGCGAGACUAUCGUACGAGCACAUGAGGCUUGUGUUGUGACGUUGAACACUGAAUAUCAGCGAACUUUCCGAAAAGUAAUGCGCUCGGCUCUUGCUCAGGUCCGCGGUCGUGUCCCAGAAGACUUUGGCGAGCAGCAGCAGCGCCGGCGUGAAGUACUGGCCCUUUACCGCUGGAGCGGGGACGGCAGUGGCCUUGCGCUCUAG